Molecule: messenger RNA, 1571 nt
Organism: Capsicum annuum
Lineage: Eukaryota; Viridiplantae; Streptophyta; Magnoliopsida; Solanales; Solanaceae
Product: pyruvate dehydrogenase E1 component subunit alpha, mitochondrial
Exons: 8
Coding region: 139-1317 (392 amino acids)
Biological process (GO): pyruvate decarboxylation to acetyl-CoA
Cellular component (GO): intracellular membrane-bounded organelle
Molecular function (GO): pyruvate dehydrogenase (acetyl-transferring) activity
Source: RefSeq, a predicted model, not a curated record
UAUUUAAAUAAAUUAAAUAAAAAAAUGAUGCCACUAGCUUCUAUAAUAAAAUAAAAUUUUCAUCUUCCUUCUCCCCUCUCCUUUUUGGCACUCUCCAAAAACUCCUGUCCUUUCUCCACUUUCUCAACAAAUCUCAAAAUGGCUCUAUCAACAAGCCGCCGAGCCAUUAACCAAUUCAUAAAGCCACUCUCUUCCUCCGUGUACGCCACGCGCCGCCUUACAUCGGACUCCACCGCCACAAUCACCGUGGAAACAAGCCUCCCCUUCACUGCCCACAACAUCGAUCCACCAUCGCGCUCAAUCACAACAUCCCCCAACGAACUCAUGACAUUCUUCUCCGACAUGGCUGAAAUGCGGCGGAUGGAAAUCGCAGCCGAUUCGCUCUACAAAGCGAAACUCAUCCGCGGAUUCUGCCAUUUAUACGACGGACAAGAAGCCGUUGCAGUAGGGAUGGAAUCCGCUAUAACACGGAAAGACUGUAUAAUAACCGCGUAUAGAGAUCACUGUAUUUUUCUCGGACGUGGUGGGACGUUGUUGGAGUCAUUUGCCGAGUUAAUGGGAAGGAAGGAAGGGUGUUCGAGAGGGAAAGGUGGAUCGAUGCAUUUUUAUAAGAAGGAAGGAGGGUUUUAUGGAGGACAUGGGAUUGUUGGUGCGCAAGUUCCCUUGGGAAUUGGAUUGGCAUUUGCGCAAAAGUAUUCGAAAGAGGAGUAUGUUACUUUUGCUAUGUACGGUGAUGGUGCUGCUAAUCAAGGGCAAUUGUUUGAGGCUUUGAAUAUGGCUGCGUUGUGGGAUCUUCCGGCUAUUUUAGUUUGCGAGAAUAAUCACUAUGGAAUGGGGACAGCAGAAUGGAGGGCUGCAAAGAGUCCAGCUUAUUACAAGAGAGGAGACUAUGUUCCUGGUCUGAAGGUUGAUGGUAUGGAUGUCUUUGCCGUUAAACAAGCAUGCAAAUUUGCCAAGGAACAUGCUCUCAAGAAUGGACCAAUUAUUCUUGAAAUGGACACCUAUAGGUACCAUGGUCACUCUAUGUCUGAUCCUGGAAGCACCUACCGCACUCGUGAUGAGAUUAGUGGUGUUAGACAGGAACGUGACCCUAUUGAAAGAAUCAGGAAACUCAUACUGGCCCAUGAUAUAGCCACUGAGAAGGAACUGAAGGAUAUUGAGAAAGAAAAGAGAAAAAUUGUAGAUGAAGCCAUUGCUAAAGCAAAGGAGAGCCCCAUGCCUGACCCUUCUGAGCUCUUUACCAAUGUAUAUGUGAAAGGGUUUGGAGUUGAGGCCUGUGGAGCAGAUAGGAAGGAAGUCAGAGCUACACUUCCAUGAGGGCCACGUUUGCAUUUUUUGAUCGCCUUUUCAUACUGUAACACAGCAAAUAAUUGGUGGUAAAAUCAUUGGGCUUCAUCAAGCAUAAUAACUGAAAUGGUUCAUCUUAAAUGUAGGAAAUUCCUCCUUUUGUUAAUGUUUCCUUUCUCCAACUGUUAGCAAAAUUCUCUUGUAUUUUUGGUUUUCCUCUGUUCUUCCAUCUUAGAUGGCAAUAAAUUUGAGUGUAGCACCACUACAAGGUGUUUUCAGCUUGA